This is a messenger RNA of Photinus pyralis (common eastern firefly), 1057 nucleotides long. RefSeq names its product serine hydrolase-like protein. Gene Ontology annotation, molecular function: catalytic activity. The transcript has 2 exons. Bases 75 to 968 code for a protein of 297 amino acids. Lineage: Eukaryota; Metazoa; Arthropoda; Insecta; Coleoptera; Lampyridae. The record is from RefSeq and is a predicted model, not a curated record.
CGAGCUAGAAUAGUUGGCUGAUAAGAGAACGCGUCAUAGUUCUAUCCCAACACUUAACCGAACCACAUCUAAAAAUGGAUGAACAAGAGUUCGAAAUUCCGGUGCCUUGGGGACAUAUUGCAGCUAAAUCAUGGGGAAAUGACAAGAACCAGUUGGUCUUUAUGAUUCAUGCAAAUAGUGAUAAUGCUGGAUCUUUUGAUAGAUUAAUUUUGCACUUGCCGGACACAUUUUACUACAUCGCGAUUGAUCUUCCUGGUCACGGAAAAUCAAGUCAUUUCCCUAGCAAUAUACCGCUACACGAAAUUAACUACGUGCUCGCCGUUAACAUGGUGGUCAAUUACAUGAACAGGGAAAAGGUUAUACUAAUCGGCCAUUGUUGGGGAGGACAAAUGGCCAUGCUAUUCUCGCAAUUUUUCCCGGAGCGUGUUUUGAGACUAGUGCUAAUUGAGGCAGUUUAUUUUUCACCUGUGUCGGUCGAAUAUUUUAAGCAGUACACCAGGGAGUACAUCGAUAAUAGCAUUACUUUACUAGAAAAAUCCAAAACGCGCAAGCCUCCAGUGUAUUCGUUCGAUAGUGCAAAGCAUGCCAUGAUUAAUGCUCGAAUAUAUGGAAAACUAAAGCCAGAGGCUGCAGGACCUUUAUUGAAACGAUGCCUAAAUCCUAUCGGCGAAGACCAAUAUCAGAUUACAAACGACGUGAGACUAAGAACAAAACAUUGUAUGUUCGUCGAUAUGGAUUUUUGUAUUUCAGUGAUAAAAGAACAUCCUGUUACCUGCCCAAUUUUAAUUAUUUUUGGAAAGGAUUCCACACCUCUGUCGGAAUACUACAAAGAGUUUCUGAAAGAAUUAAAGAAUGCGAAUCCUAAGUGUACCACAAUGGAAGUUAAUGGAAAUCAUGACGUUCAUAUCAAUAAUCCGGAAUUAGUAGGACCUCCAAUACAUAGUUUUUUAACUAUUAGCAAUUUGUAAAUAUGUUUUCUUACAAAUAUUCGUAGAAGUGUUUAUUAAAGAGACUUAAGUAUCUUAGUCACAUCCUCAGGAUACUAGUUUCGAAAUCA